This is a messenger RNA of Papilio polytes (common Mormon), 2544 nucleotides long. Its product is annotated as leucine-rich repeat-containing protein 40-like. Lineage: Eukaryota; Metazoa; Arthropoda; Insecta; Lepidoptera; Papilionidae. Gene Ontology annotation, molecular function: protein binding. The coding region runs from base 139 to 1986 and encodes 615 amino acids. The record is from RefSeq and is a predicted model, not a curated record. The transcript is spliced from 12 exons.
UGACAUUUUUGUGACUUUUCAAAAACCUAGGUACUAUAGCCAACCCAUAUUUUUGUAUAUUGAUAUAACUUGGCCAAUCUAAAUGUAAACGCAAUUUACAAAACCUUGAAUUACGUUAAGGAUAUUUUUAUUUAGUGCAUGAACCAAAUUUUACUCCACAACAUAUUAAAGAUGAAUAUGCAAGUCGCGAAUAACGAAUCAUUUAAAAAUCGACGAAUUGAAGUGUUCUGCAAUGGGUUUGUCGAUAAAAAUGCAGAUGCAAAUGAGUUAUCAAUAGGAUUAAUCAAAUCAGCCAAACGCACAGGCCAGUUGAGUCUUUGUAAUAGAGGAUUGGGCACAGUACCUGACAAAGUAUGGAAAAUUGACGAAUUGGUGUUGGAAGAAACGAAAGAAGUCGAUUUUGCAAGAUCGGACAAUAAUAGUUGGUGGACUGAUGUACCAUUAAAAACUCUCGACCUCAGUUCCAAUGUUAUAAAAACAAUUUCGCCGGACGUAAAACUACUGCAACAACUUGUUACUCUCAAGCUUCAUGAUAAUGCACUGACAAAAUUGCCAGCUGAAUUUGGUGAAUUGAAAAACUUAGCCAACCUAAGUUUGGACCGUAACAAAAUAGCAGAGUUGCCUAAAGAAUUUCAUACAUUAACUGAACUGAGAUGGCUCAGUAUGUCUCAUAAUGAAUUGAAGAAAAUUGAACCUGAAUUUGGUGACCUUGUGAUGUUGACAUUUCUGGAUAUUUCACAUAACAAGCUAACAGAGCUCCCACCUGGUAUGGGAUAUUUAGUGAGAUUGGUGGAUUUAAAUUUCUCCUAUAAUGAACUGACUGAGUUACCCCCUGAUAUUGUUAAUUUAAGAGAAUUAAGAAAGAUGAAUAUCAGUCAUAAUAAUUUGAAGAAACUGCCAGCAAUGGGUGAGCUAAGAAAAAUGGAAAUUUUAGAUGCAAAUCAUAAUGAUAUAGAAAAAUUGCCCGAUUUUUAUGGAUGUACAGCUUUGAAAGAAAUAUAUAUCGCUAAUAAUUUUAUUAAGGAGAUAACGGAGGAAUUCUGUGAUCAAAUGCAAAAUUUAAAUGUUUUAAAUAUAAGGGAUAAUAAAAUUGAAUUGUUACCAGAAAACAUAUCAUUGUUACAAAGACUGAAGAGACUUGAUCUUACCAAUAAUAAUUUAAACAAGUUGCCAAGAAAUCUUGGUUUACUAUCGCAGCUACAAAGUAUAAAUAUGGACGGGAACAAAUUGUCGUUUGUGAGACAGGAUAUAAUCAGAGGGGGGACCGACAGGAUGAUGAAAUAUUUACGAGAUCGUAUCGCGGAAGAGGUCGACAGUGAUUCCAAAAUAUUACACAACGAAUGGCCAGACAAAUUUACAUUAAAGAAAAGCCAAGCGUUAAUGUUACCAGGUAAAGAUUUGUCGUCAGUACCCGAGGAUGUAUUCACAACGGCCGCGACUGUUGAAGUGCAUAUUGUAGACAUAUCAAAGAAUAAACUUAAAGAAGUGCCCUUAGGAAUAUGUCAAAUAAAAAAUACAUUAUCCCAACUGAUAUUAUCCUCAAACAAUAUCGAAAGCAUUCCAAGAGAAAUAAGUAGUUGUAUUCAUUUGCAAUAUGUGGAUUUGGGCAAGAACUGUUUAAUGGAUUUGCCCUUGGAAUUUGGUAAUUUGAAGCACUUGAGGGAAUUAGUGAUUUCAUGCAACAAAUUUACGAAGAUACCACGUUGUGUAUAUGACAUGGAUAAUUUGGAAAUAUUCUUGGCUGGAGAGAAUAAAAUCACCGAAAUUAAUGUAUCCUCAGACGCGUUGGCCAAAUUAAAGAAACUGGCAGUUCUAGACUUGACAAACAACAGUAUUAUUACAGUGCCACCGGAACUUGGGAAUUUCACUAACUUGAGGGCUCUUGAAUUAAUGGGCAAUUGUUUCCGACAACCGCGACACGCCAUUUUAGCAAAAGGUACAGCGAGCUUGUUGUCAUAUCUUAGGGAUCGGAUUCCUAACAAAUAAUAAAAAAAUAAGUACCAAUGAGUAAAAAUUACAUUGUCAAUGCUUGCCUUUACAAGUACACGGCGACGUGCUUUAUAAAUUAUUUUUUAUCUGUAUUAUCUAUGGAGUUCAGUGUUGCCAUAAAGCAACUAAUUUAAACCAAAGUAUUUUUGUUUGUACCUGAUUUCCACCUUUGAUUGUGUUAUACAUUGUUAUUUUUUUGUUAUCGUUAUUGAUUUAUUUAUCGAAAUUAAAUAUUGAAUAUUGUUUACAAUUAUUGUAAUGUAAGAGUGUAAGAUUUAUUGGUUGUGAGUAAUUAAAUUGGAUUAUGUAAGAUCGAAAGUUACAAUUUUUUUGUGUUAGAGACCCAAGCUAAUUGAAAGAAUUUAUUUUAACUGCAAAUUUAUAAUCCCUCCUUUACUCCAAUAUUUAAAUUUCUAGUCAUUUCUUAUUCAAGCCAUGUUUUACGUUGCUUUAAAUAGUCAACUACUUUUGAUGUUCAAAAGUUUGAGAUCUAUUUUCAAAUGUUAAAUAUUUACUAUUGGAGUAAAUUUAAUUACUUUAAAAUACGUCCAAAGA